GUGCAACCGCUCAAGGAAUCACCUAUUUUGAGGGCGAUUUGGAGCAUCUGCUCCCAAACACCCUCAUCUUCAUUUACAGCUUCCAUCCACUGCUUUUAGUAAAAUGGAGGACAACGAGUUACUCCGAACGAAUGACACAGAUGUGUCAUUGCUAGGAUCUAUCUUCACUUCCGUUGCAGUGGUCCUUAGAUCCUUAUUCAGUGUGCCCUGGCACUUCUUCGGGUUUCUCUCGUACUCUGUAACAGCGACGAUCACAUUCAAUUACUGGACUCUUCUCGUUGUGUUUCUAUUGUGCGCAACGGCACUUUAUCUGGUUGUCCGAUACCGUCUCUUGACUCGAUACUCCAGGCUGCCGGCGCCUCAAGUUGCAAAAAUCACUGGUGUAUCCUUUGACCUACAUCCCGAUACAGCCUUUGACGAUGACAAGGAUCACAUCAAUUAUCCGGAUGAGUUGAUGGGCGCAUUUCUCUCAUCGAUAAAGAUAUUUGGCUAUCUUGAUCGCGCUGUGUUCCACGAGCUUGCACGACAUUUGCGCACACGAAAACUUAAGGCCGGAGAGGUUCUUUUCCAGUCGGACGAUGACGUUCGGGACUUCUACGUGGUAGUUGAUGGGACUGUGCAAGUGUUUGUGAAGGGCCAGGAAGACAAAGAGGAAGAAUUACUUCAUCAGGCCCCUGAAAUGGAUGAGAAGGAUGGCACAUCGGUCGGACGAGAUUGGCCAGGACACCACCUUCUUAAUGAGGUGCACGCUGGCGGCACAGUUUCAAGUCUUUUCAACAUUCUAUCUGUCUUCACAGAGAAAAUGGAAUUGAACUCAACACUCAGUGCAACAGGUGAUUCUCUUGCGGACGCCUUUGAUACCCCACCUGAGCACUUGACUGCGUCACAAGAAGUAUUUCCUGGGUUGAGACGAACAGAAUCAGCACAGGGAAUGAAGACCAAAGCGCAGCACGCAACGGACUCUGGACCAACUGGACGCCCAGCUUUGGAAGCUCGUGGGACUGAAGAUGUUCUUAAUCAAUUUGAUGAGCAACAUUUGCCAGACACUGAGUCCGAUAUUUCCCCCAGCGCUAGCGCUCGUAAGGACCUGCGAAUAGCUACCGCUAAUAUUCUCCCGGCACGCAGUCGAUCAGUACAUGCCAACAUCGCGACGCGCGCCGCCACAGAUACUACCCUUGCUGUUAUUCCCGCGGAAGCGUUUCAAAAGCUUACCGAGAAAUUCCCGAAAGCCGCUGCCCAUAUGGUUCAGGUGAUCCUUACCCGCUUCCAACGCGUCACUUUCAUGACCUUGUAUCGCUACCUCGGGUUGUCAAAAGAGCUUUUAAAGAUUGAGAAGCGCGUGAACGAGAUUGCCGGAUAUGGUCUUCCGGAAAAUCUCUUCAGUUUAGCGGAUUUUCAGCGUCUUCGAGAGAGGGCAAACGUGAUGAGGGGUAUUGGAGAUGGAUCACUAUCAGACGCUGGUAUUCGUCCCACUAGUGGGAAGCGUGAUGUUCACAAAGCCAGCCCGCGUGCACGCCGAACUUCCAAGGUUAAGCAGACGCAAUUUGAGGAGAACUAUGAAGGCGAUGUGGAGGAUUCUGAGCGCGAUAGUCCCAACCAUUCUAUUCCUAGCCUCCUUGUCAGCCGCCCGCGGAAUGAAGGCAGAGGCUUUAGGCAUCUGCUGGAUAACGAUCACGACGACUCUGAUUUAAAGGAUUCAAUCUUCUCUUGCAUAGCUCAGAUUAUUGGGAUGUUUCCAAUGGAAGAUGCCAGUUCAACGUCCAUUAUCUCCCCUCAGUCAUCACAGAAGCCGUCGCCAAUGGCAUAUGGUGGAGUACCUCCCAGGCCUCGGGCGUCCCCAAGCUUUAGCGACUUUGAUGAUACAGCGUCGACAUCAUCCCGCAUGUCCGUUACUAGCGAUAACGGAAGCGCUGAUGUCCAGAUUUUGUUCUACGAAAGAGGAGCUACACUUAUUCGGGAAGGGGAGCGGAAUGCCGGCUUGUAUUUUGUAAUUGAUGGAAUGUUGGAAGCAUCAGUGAGGUCAUCGGCUGAACCAGCAUUCCGAGCAAUGCCAAAAGAUCGUAGCUCGGCCGGAGAAGAGUCUGAAAGCCCCCUCAAUGAGGGAUCGUAUCGUCGGAGUUUGUUUUUCAUCAAGCCAGGUGGAUUGGCCGGAUAUCUGGCUGCAGUUACAGGAUAUAUAUCUUUUGUCACAAUCCGCGCGAAAACCGAUGUCUAUGUUGGCUUCCUUCCAAAAUCUGUUUUGGAACGCUAUAUUGAAAGACAUCCCAGUGUGCUGUUGUCAUUGGCGAGGCGGCUUACAUCUCAGCUAUCGCCGCUGGUCUUCCACAUUGAUGCGGCAUUGGGAUGGGAUCAAGUGAAUGCAGGACAAGUUUUGUGUCGUGAAGGGGAACCUUCGGACUCCAUAUACAUUGUUCUUAACGGUCGACUCCGUAGCAUUAUCGAGCGGUCGAAAGCAGAUGACAAGGCAACCUUUGAGAUCUUGGCCGAAUAUGGUCAGGGAGAGUCCGUUGGGGAAAUGGAGGUUUUAACCGAUACUGCCCGACCAGCGACAGUUCACGCCAUUCGCGAUACGGAGAUUGCAGUAAUGCCAAAAACCUUCUUCAAUGCGUUGGCUUUACGCCAUCCUGAGAUAACGAUAGCUAUUUCUCGAAUCAUAGCUGCACGUUCACGAUUGUCGGUGAAAGGCGCUGGCGGUCCUGUGCAGCCAAAUUGGAGCGCACCUCAAAGCGUCAAUCCCUCGAAGAACAUGGUGAACGUCAACAUGAGAACUGUCGCAAUCUUGCCUGUUAAUGGACUUGUGCCAAUUGCGGACUUUGCCCGGAAUCUCCAUAAUGCCAUGAAGCUGGUUGGUGCUUCUGUGGUGAUGCUGGAUAAUGGCAGCAUUAUGAAUACCCUCGGGAAACAUGCCUUUAGCCGUAUCGGACGACUAAAAUUGAUGAACUGGCUUGCCGACCAGGAAGAAAGCCAUCGGAUGGUGUUGUACGUCGCAGAUGGUGGGGUAAACUCACCUUGGACGCAAAGGUGUGUUAGACAAGCAGAUUGCAUUCUCCUGGUAGGACUUGGAGACGAAGAUCCGGAAAUUGGCGAAUUCGAGCGCCUUUUGAUUAGUAUGAAGAUCACGGCUCGGAAAGAGCUCGUCCUUUUGCAUUCGGCGCGGAUGUGCAUCCCUGGAAGCACGGCGCAAUGGUUGAAGAACCGAGUGUGGGUACACGCUCAUCAUCACGUCCAAAUGCAAUUAAGUACUCCCCGCCUGCUUUCUGAAUCAUCACGAAAGAAUACGCUAUCCAAUCUUCGCAACCACUUCCAAGGAAUCACGGCGCCGCAUGUGGAGCAAAUGACACCCCUGCACCUCCAUACCGGGAUCCGCUCAGAUUUUGCUCGUCUGGCUCGCCGACUACUCUCGAAAUCCAUUGGUCUUGUUCUAGGGGGCGGAGGUGCUCGCGGAAUAUCCCAUAUUGGAGCGAUUCGUGCGCUGGAGGAGGCCGGCAUUCCCAUCGACAUGGUUGGCGGUACCAGCAUUGGAAGUUUUGUGGGAGGUCUCUAUGCGCGAGAGAAUGAUCACGUUAGCGUCUAUGGGAGGGCAAAAAUGUUCUCUGGGCGCGUUGUAUCAAAGUGGAGGCAGAUUAUGGACUUGACAUAUCCGGUUACAGCCUUAUUCACUGGACAUGAGUUCAAUCGUGGUAUUUGGAAGUGCUUCAAAGAAACCCAGAUCGAAGAUUGCUGGUUGCCGUACUUUGCGGUGACAACCAACAUAACCUGGUCGCGAAUGGAAAUUCAUGAAACUGGGUAUAUGUGGCGAUAUGUUCGAGCAUCUAUGUCGCUGUCUGGCUACCUCCCCCCACUUUGUGACAAUGGCAACAUGCUUCUGGAUGGUGGAUAUCUCAACAAUCUUCCUGCAGAUAUCAUGCGAUCUCACGGAGCCGAAACCAUCAUUGCGGUUGAUGUUGGGUCGGUUGAUGAUACGAGUCCAGUGACUUACGGCGAUUCACUUUCGGGAUGGUGGGUCCUUCUUCAGCGGUACCUUCCAUUCUUUGGACCAUAUGUGACGAGGAAAUACGGCAAAAUUCCGGGACUGGCCGAUAUUCAAGCGCGUUUGGCUUACGUCUCUAGUGUAAAACAGCUGGAAGAUGCGAAACAGAUAGAGGGAUGUUUCUAUUGGAACCCGCCUGUUCAAAAAUAUGGAACCCUAGAGUUUGACAAGUUUAAGGAUAUUUUCAUGGUCGGAUACAAGUAUGGAAAUGACAUUGUUAAGAAAUGGGAAAUGGAUGGAACGCUGAGGAAGAGGUUUGGAGUAAAAGAUGUUGAUGAUAUGGGAGGCAAGGGACGUCAUGGGAGACGGGCGUCUAUUUAGUGGUGCUGUAUCUUAUAGUGUAGGUAGCGGCUAAGUAGCAGUGCAACUGUACGGUACAAAAUUUCUUAGAUAGGCCAAGCUGAAUACAUGCUUUCAAUGACCGCA
Spizellomyces punctatus DAOM BR117 is the source of this 4456-nucleotide messenger RNA. Its product is annotated as lysophospholipase. Gene Ontology annotation, molecular function: phosphatidylcholine lysophospholipase A1 activity. Bases 104 to 4351 code for a protein of 1415 amino acids. The transcript has 4 exons. The record is from RefSeq and is a predicted model, not a curated record. Gene Ontology annotation, biological process: phosphatidylcholine metabolic process. Gene Ontology annotation, cellular component: endoplasmic reticulum. NCBI's taxonomy places the organism in Eukaryota, Fungi, Chytridiomycota, Chytridiomycetes, Spizellomycetales, Spizellomycetaceae.